This is a messenger RNA of Trypanosoma theileri, 870 nucleotides long. RefSeq names its product putative NAD(P)-dependent oxidoreductase. The record is from RefSeq and is a predicted model, not a curated record. The transcript has a single exon. Gene Ontology annotation, molecular function: oxidoreductase activity. The coding region runs from base 1 to 870 and encodes 289 amino acids. NCBI's taxonomy places the organism in Eukaryota, Euglenozoa, Kinetoplastea, Trypanosomatida, Trypanosomatidae.
AUGUCCUCGGGGGAAUUUGACAUAAAUGGAAAUGCAAACUGUCCUUUUUUAGAUGGAGGAGCCCCUGUUGCUCUCGUGACGGGAGGGGCACAUCGCAUUGGACGAAGUAUUGUUGAGCAAUUGCAUGGGGACGGUUAUUGUAUCUUGCUACAUUUUCGAUCUUCCGUCGUCGAAGCGAAGUCACUUGUGGAUAAGUUGAAUGCUAUUCGUCCUAAAUCUGUCUUGGGUUAUCAGUCUGAUUUUAGGUACAGCAGUUCCCUCCCUAACCAAUGUGACGCUAUCAUGGGAUUUUGCUUCCGUACUUUUGGACGUUGUGAUGUGUUGGUGAAUAACGCCUCAGCAUUUUUUCCUACACCAUUGCUACCAUCUAAUGAGUUAAAUAAAAACACAGAAGAAGUGGAAAUUGAGGGUGAAAUUUCUGAUAUUUUGGGAUCUAAUGCCAUUGCCCCCUAUUUACUGAUUCGUGCAUUCGCCAAAUAUCAACCUGAUGACUUGAAAGAGAAGCGCAAUCUUUCUAUUGUUAAUAUUAUUGAUUCUAUGGUGGAUAGGCCGCUACCAGGUUAUACCAUGUACACAAUGGCAAAACAUGCUCUAAUUGGACUAACAAAAUCGGCCGCAUUGGAAUUGGCUCCACUAAAAAUACGUGUUAAUGCUGUUGCACCUGGAAUAAGUUUACUUCCUGAAGAAAUGCCGCAGAAACAACAGAAUCUUUUGCGUCAGAAAGUGCCACUUGAACAAAGAGAAGCAACACCUGAGCAAGUAGCAGGUUCUGUCGCAUUCCUUGUGUCAGAAAAUGCAAAUUAUAUUACAGGGACCAUUCUUAAUGUGGAUGGUGGUUUGUCCUUAUCUCGUGCUUGCGAAGGAUUUUAA